GAGCUGUGGCGGUGCGACACGAACUAGUUUAGCCCAGCAGAAAGGCCCCGCGGCUGGCUGGACCCAGCUCGACACAGCAGCAGAGCGAGUCCACAUCCAGAAGGCUGGAGCCGUGUUUCACUGACAGGCUGUCAGACUAACGCCCUGAUGAGCUCAGCUGGGACAAACUGGUCUGAUGUUUAGAACGCUCAGAUGUUGGAGCUUCACGUCACCUACUGAGGAGCACCAGUAAAGAGACGGCGUCUGGACCAGACCCAAUUUUUAACCGGACAGCCGGACCUAGGGCAAUACCCGACUCCCGUCGGGGCUCAAAGCGUCCUUUGACGUACUCACACUGGCAAACAGCUGUUUAUGAAAAGGUGCGUAUCAAAAAGGUACUUACUCCCCCCUGUGCGUUCAAUUCGCCCCGAAUCCGAACGUACGAGAGCCGUAGGCGGGAGACGUUCUGCGGAGCUAGAACAGCCGGCCAGCGGAGCAAGUCAGCCCCCUGGGCUUUGAUGAAAGCGGCGCCUCGUCGGCUCCCCGGAGAAAGCCUCCCACGGCUGGGUCUGAGCGCACGGUCACGGUACCAAAAAUGUUGGGUUAUUGUUUAAUAAACCAGGUCACCUUGAGAGAAGUCAAACGCACAGAGGCUUAGAGCAAUAUUACUGUUCCAUUUUACUUUGUAAAGUGGAGAGACGAAAUGAAUACACACCCAAGCAUCUUUCACAGGAUCUCUCGGGGAACAUCCGUUCUCUGAGGGUUUUUAUUAGCAAGCACACACAACACAUCACAUCACACUCCUAAACUGCUCCGUAGAGAUUCAGGUGGAAAGCUGUUUAACGUAGGGAGUAAAAACAAUACCACAACUCCCUCAAACAAAACCAGGUGCAUUCAGUCAACAUGCUGUUUCCCAUGGGAGUAUAACUGAUAAUGCAGACCAGCGUGGUCUGAGGAAGGUUGUUGUCCUCCCUGUUGGACGGGGAGGCUGGCACAGGAUAACACUUGUAUUUUAAUGAAGCAACAGAUGUUUUACUUAUAAGGCAGUUAUGAUUUUAAGCAAUAAUGUCAGCGAUCAGCAGUUUUUCUCUAUCAGUUGCUCUUCUAUCAGCUUGAGUCAGUCGGCCCAUUCUCCUCUGACCGCUAGCAUCAACAAGGCAUUUGGCCCACAGGACUGCCGCAUACUGGAAGUUUUUCCCUUUUCACACCAUUCUUUGUAAACCCUAGAAGUGGUUGUGGGUGAAAAUCCCAGUAACUGAGCAGAUUGUGAAAUACUCAGACCGGCCCGUCUGGCACCAACAACCAUGCCACGCUCAGAUUAGCUUAAAUCACCUUUCUUUCCCAUUCGGACCUUCAGUUUGGAGUUCAGGAGAUGGUGUUGACCAGGACCACGCCCCUAAAUGCAGGGUGGUAGAGACGUAUGGAGACGGUCGUUCUGAGACAUGAGACUGUGUGUUUUUGGUGAACAUUAAUGCAGGAGUGUGUAAAACAGCUCAUGUUUAAUUAAAAUUAAAUAAAAUAUUUAUUUAACUUGACAUAAAUUGUAAUGCUUGACUGUUGUGCUACAGCCAUGGGAGGAACAUUUUGGGUCCCAGCCAGAUUCUCUGCUUCCCUGCUGCUCUCUCCAUCAUCAUGCUGCUCCUUGCUCUGCCUCUCCACUUGUCUCUCCUUCACUCACCUCCUCCACUUCAGCCUACUUGUCUAAUAUAUUAGCCACAUGUUAGAUUCCCUUCAGUCACCAAUAGGAACGUUGGGAAUAUCACACGUAUCACGGUACAGAUCACUCAGAGGGAACUGGGUCACGAUAAAGAACAAUGAGCAUCUUCAUCUAACGUUACCUCAACAUCUUCCUCGGCUUCCUUCCUCUUCUUCUGAAAAUGCGAGCAGAAAUGAGUCUCGGUGGGAGCAUGACCCGACAUGAAGCUGUACGCUGUUACCGAUCUGGAAUUACGCAUUAACGACACACCACAUUGACUAUGUUACUGUUCACGUGUAGCAGCGUGCGUUAGCAUGAAGCUGGUUUUCACAGGUCUGAACUAAAAAUGCCUUCUUCUAACGUAAGGUUCCUUUCUUCCACCUUUUCUCUCCCUGUAGUUUUCUUUAACUCGUGAGAGCAGCGCACCGCACAGAAGCCGACUCCUUCGCACACGGGGAAAACGGCAGUACUGGUUUUUCAAAUUUUGUGUCAGUUUAAGGAAGAAGGAAGAGCUCCUGAAGAACUGAGGCCUCCUUUGAACCAGAAGGACAUGGAGCCCCUCAACAUGAAGCAGGAAGAGGAGGAGCAGCUUGAUGAGAUCAAAACUGAUGCCACCAACAUUUCAUUCUCUGCAGUUUCUCAUCAGGUUAAGGAAGAAGGAAGAGAAGUUCUGUUGUCACAGUUUGAUCAGAACCAACCUAAAGACAGAGAUCUUCCAACCAGCAGCACCACUGACCAGAUGAAAGCAGAAAGUGGUAGAGUGGACUGUGGAGGAGCAGAAACUACCAGGAAUCCAGAUCUAAAUCUUUAUGAAUAUGAUUCUAACUCUUCAGAGACUGAAGUCAGCAAUGAUGAAGAUGAUGACCAGGAUGGCAACAAUUCUGACUGUCAGCUGAAACUCUUGUCAGAUUCUGAGCCAAACACCAAAGAUGAUAACAAAGACCGGAAGGAGAGCAGGUCUUCUAAAUCACAUGUUAAGGCUGUCAAAUCUUUCAGCUGCCCAGAGUGUGGUGAACAGUUUCUCCAAGAGCGGUCUCUCCAGAAACACAUGAGAGUGACAAGUCAUUCAGGACUGAAGUCUUCAAGCUGUUGUGUUGAUAAGAAACGUGUUAGAGUGAAGCAAAAUGUAGACUCUAGCAGGAAAGUUCAGACAAAACUAAAAUCAUUUAGUUGUGACGACUGUGGAAAAAGUUUAGGCUGCAUAUCAUCUUUAAACAGACACAUGAGUGUCCAUACAGGACAGAAGCCUUUUGCUUGUGAGCUCUGUGGACAAAGAUUUAUCCGAAAGUACCAUUUAGGCACUCACAUGAGAGUCCACACAGGAGAGAAGCCUUUUACUUGUGAGCUCUGUGGACAAAGAUUUAUCCGAAAGGACAUUUUAGGCAUUCACAUGAGAGUCCAUACAGGUCAGAAGCCUUGUGCUUGUGAGCUCUGUGGACAAAAGUUUAGCCAAAAAAUUACUUUAAACAGACACAUGAGAGUCCACACAGGACAGAAGCCUUUUGUUUGUGAGCUAUGUGAAAAAAGAUUUAGAGUAAAGUCAAGUUUAAACAUUCACAUGAGAGUCCACACAGGACAGAAGCCUUUUGCUUGUGAGCUCUGUGAAAAAAGAUUUAGUUUAAAGUCAAGUUUAAACUGUCACAUGAGAGUUCACACAGGACAGAAGCCUUGUGCUUGUGAGCUCUGUGGACAAAGAUAUAGUGAUAAGUCAAGUUUAAACUGUCACAUGAGAGUCCACACAGGACAGAAGCCUUUUGCUUGUGAGCUCUGUGGACAAAGAUUUAGUCGAAAGACACAUUUAACCACUCACAUGAAACUCCACACAGGAGAGAAGCCUUUUGCUUGUAAUCUCUGUGGAAAGAGAUUUACCCAAAAGGGAAAUUUAGACACUCACAUGAGAGUCCACACAGGAGAAAGGCAUUUUGCCUGUGAGCUCUGUGGACAAAGAUUUAGUCGAAAGACACAUUUAAACACCCACAUGACAGUCCAUACAGGACAGAAGCCUUUUGUUUGUGAGCUCUGUGGAAAAAGAUUUACCCGAAAGGGACAUGUGGACACACACAUGACAGUCCAUACAGGACAGAAGCCUUUUGCUUGUAAGCUCUGCGGACAAAGAUUUACCCGAAAGGGACAUUUAGACAGACACAUGAGAGUCCACACAGGACAGAAACCUUUUGCUUGUGAGCUCUGCGGACAACAAUUUAGUCAUAAGACAAGUUUAAACAGCCACGUGAGAGUCCACACUGGACAGAAGCCUUUUGUUUGUGAGCUCUGUGGAAAAAGAUUCACACGCAAGGGACAUUUAGACACACACAUGAGAGUCCAUACAGGACAAAAGUGUUUUGCCUGUGAGCUCUGCGGACAAAGAUUUAGUCAUAAGACAAGUUUAGACAGACACAUGAGAGUCCAUACAGGACAGAAGCCUUUUGCUUGUGAGCUCUGUGGACAAAGAUUUACCCAAAAGGGAAAUUUAGACACUCACGUUAGAGUCCACACAGGUCAGAAGUCUUUGGCCUGUGAGCUCUGCGGACAAAGAUUUAGUAAUAAGACAAGUUUAGACACUCACAUUAGAGUCCACACAGGACAGAAGUCUUUUGCCUGUGGGCUCUGCGGACAAAGAUUUAGCCAUACGACAACUUUAAACAGACACAUGAGAGUCCACACAGGACAGAAUAAAUGAACAUAAAUAAAAUAUAUAUUUUGGGACUUCUGAGGGUGUUGAAUGAAAUGUGCUACUGAUCUGGAAGCUCUUUUAACUAAAAUGAAAGGCAGCAGUUUUAUUAAAUGUUUUGUUUUUGGAGAAGAAAAGGUUGAAAAUGAAAUGUUUGUUUGCCACUAAAGUGUUUUACUAAAUCUCUUCACUAUUCAGUUUGUUGUUUGCUGUUUCUGGAGUUUAAACGUAAAUGCUGAUGUUUUGCAAAGUGAGAAGGCUCGCCAUCAAAGUCACCAGAUUAAUCCACUCGUGUAAUUAUCUGUCAUGCAAAUAAACCUGAUCAAAAAUUAA
Nothobranchius furzeri (turquoise killifish) is the source of this 4679-nucleotide messenger RNA. The record is from RefSeq and is a predicted model, not a curated record. Lineage: Eukaryota; Metazoa; Chordata; Actinopteri; Cyprinodontiformes; Nothobranchiidae.